CAACAAUUUUAUGAUUGUAUUUCAUGAAGAACAAGAUGAUCACAACAGAUUUUUUUUAAGGAAUCAAUUCACAGAGAUUUAUUUAAAAAUAUCACCCACUUUGUGACAAGGAAAUUGAAACAUAAUACCAUGGGAAAGUGUUACCGGUAUUGGAUUUGUAAAGUUGCUCUUCUGUUACAGUAUUCAAUGCAAUAUAGCACACUGGUGGUAAUUACAUGUACCAUGAUGCUACACAAGUAAUUUAAUUAGAUUGGGAAGUACUGUGUAUAGCACAAUUAAAAUCUUUACAAAGGUCAAUGCAUUGGAUUCACAUGUUUGUGAUACAUUUAAGUAAUUCAUUAUUUGUACAGUCAUGCCCUGGGACAACUAUCUUACUAAUAAUGAAAUAGUAAAUAAUAAAUGAAAGUUCAAAGUGGAUAAGCAGUGUUUGCCCAUUUAAGUCUGCAGUCAACAGAAGAAAGUACAGUGUAAUUUACUUACCAAACAGUCUGGUGACAUGCCAUAUCUGCAAAAGUGUACACUUUUUAUCAACUGGAUACAAAGUUUGGGUCAUACUAAAAGACUUCAGGGAAACUUUAGAAUAAUUAAGUUAGAGUUGAAAAUUGAUGUCUUAAAAUUUUGAAUUUCCUCAGUUUGAAGAUUUGUGCACAUGUAAAUGGCUACCAUGGAAUUCAGGCUGAUUGUUGCGGCGAAGUGGCAAUGGAGCUGCAAAACAGUAUCAACAACAACAACAACUUUGCAUUCCUCCAGCCACACUGUGGCAACCACCAGCUGCUGAACUGUGGGAUAUGUCACCAUCGCUAUAGCAACCCGAAACUCCUGCCCUGUCUGCACUCGUUCUGUGAGCAGUGCCUGUACAAGUACAUCCCUGAGCAGAGUCUCUCUGUGACGUGUCCCGUGUGUGGUCAGCAGUCCAUACUGCCUCUGGACGGAGUCGCUGCUUUGCAGGCCAAUAUCUUCAUCAACAGCAUCAUGGAUGAACAUGAUAAAGCAUUACCAGAAACAUGCUCAAGUUCCCAUAGCAAUGGGCAUGAUGACCACACCCUGGUAACCCCACCUAUUGAGUCCACUCAACUCUCCAACCAGGAUGCAUCUAGCCGCCUGGUAUGCACCAACCACAAAGGAAACUCACUAGAGUUCUUCUGCACCGCUUGUGACACUGGCAUAUGUUCUGAGUGUACCACAAGUGAACACGCUGGCCACACUGUGGCCCCAUUAUCGGAGGCAAUUGAGGAACACCGCUCUUCUCUCUCUGACCUUAUUUUAGGGGCCAAAGAACAAAUUCCUCUUCUUCAGGAGGCUAUAAAUAGUAUCACGGAAAUAACGCAAUCACUUGUGAGCCAAAAUGAGGUGGCUGAAGCAAAAGUUACGGAGACAUUUGAUGAGAUUGUAAAACUCAUGAAUGAACGAAAGGAAACACUUUUGAAAGAUUUGAACCAAUUGUAUAAUAAAAAACAUGAAGUUUUGACAACUCAAAAGGAAAACCUUGAAAAUGUGAUUUCAAGAAUAAACACUUGCUGUGCAUUUACAGAAGAUACUCUUUCAAGUGGGAGUGAUAGUGAAAUAUUGUUGGUAAAGAAGGAAAUGUGCCAUAAGCUUCAUGAUCUGAGCACAAACCUGAUUAGGAAGGAGCCAGAAGAAAAUGAGUUCAUAUCGUUUGAUAAUUCCCAGUGUCAAGGUUUGAAGAAAUCAAUUGGAAACAUGGGAUACAUACGGAAUAACAGUGCAGUGGCAUUUAAUUCUGUUGCUACAGGAGAAGGUUUGCGACAUGCUGUAGUCAAUAAGCCAGCAAUUAUAGCUAUUACCACAAAGGACCGCAAGGGAGAUCUAGUCAAAAUAGGACAAUCAGUUAUAGACUCUGAGCUUACUGCUUCAAAUGGAGAUCGUAUUAUUCCAGCAAUAACCGACCAACAAAAUGGGACAUAUGAAUUGGUGUAUUUAUUACCAAGAGAAGACAACUAUAACAUGUAUAUAAAGCUGUUUGGUCGCCAUAUCAAAGGUUCUCCCUUUAAAGUGAAGGCAGUGAAUGCCUGCAUUGAUGGACAACAAGACACUGCCUCCAACACUUCAAAAAUUCCAAGAACUGUUGCUGUGAAACAGAAAGGCACCAAACGACCUUCAAGUUCAAGGUCAGGCUCAAAUAGAAAGAGCCAUUUAAUUGAAGAUGACCUAUUGUGGAAAGCAGGUGUCAAAGGACGAAAUAAAGGGGAGUUUACCAAUCCUCAAGGUGUUUGUUGCACAGAAAGUAGAAUACUAGUUGCCGAUAGUAACAAUCAAGUUGCCCAGGUGUUCACCUUUUCGGGCGAGUGCAAAUUAAAGUUUGGUUCUGCAGGUCGAGUGGCGGGGAAACUUCAGAGACCUACUGGAGUAGCUGCUACUCUAAAUGGAAAUUUCCUUGUAGCUGAUUAUGAUAACAAGUGGAUUAAUAUAUUUGCUCCUGACGGUAGAUAUCUAAAUAAAAUUGGAACUGGCAAAUUGUUGGGUCCAAAGGGUAUUGCUGUGGACAAAAAUGGACAUAUUGUUGUAGUGGACAAUAAAGCCAGUGCUGUGUUUAUAUUUCAGCCCAAUGGUAAACUUGUGACCAAGUUUGGUUCCCGUGGUAAUAGUGAAUCUCAGUUUGCUGGUCCCCACUAUGUAGCUGUGAAUGCCGUCAAUGAUAUUAUCGUGUCUGAUUUCCACAAUCACUGUAUAAAAGUGUUUGACUGUGAGGGCACGUUUCUGUUUGGGUUUGGCUCAAAUGGAGAAGGCAAUGGUCAGUUUAACGCGCCAACAGGCGUUGCUGUGGAUGAGUAUGGAAACAUUUUGGUUGCUGACUGGGGAAACUCCAGAAUACAGGUGUUCGACAGCAAUGGCUCAUUCCUGAGCUACGUGAACACGUCUGCUGAUCCAUUGUACGGGCCACAGGGUCUAGCUGUUUCCCCUGAAGGUACAGUCGUUGUUGCCGACUCUGGCAACCACUGCAUCAAAGUCUACAAGUACCUGCAAUAAGGAAUACUGGAUGCUGAAUACUAACCACAUUAGAGAUGGCUGUUUUAUGUGGAGUGUGGCUUAUGAUGCACCCAAGGAUUAGAAGGCAUUAAGCAUUCCUUUUGCCCAUCCGUCUGUACGCCUGCACUUCCUGAUGCUUGUAUUUUACACCCCUCUUUAACUACUGGGUGGAUCUGGCUCAAACUUGCACAGUUGAAUGACUUUAUGAGAUGAUUGUAAAUAAACAAUUUGGGUUGCAACAUUGUUAGAAUUAGAAAUAUUUGACUGUGUUCCUCAAUAUAAUAUAUAGUUCCAUAUGUUUGUGCUUUUAACUAUUCUUUUAUUACAGUGUGGUUUUCACUUAACCUGCACAGUAGAAUGACCUUAAUUUGUUAGUGAUUUUUCAAAAUGGAAUUAUGGCCGUGUCAAGUUUUUCAGAAUUAUGCACUUGUUUCCUUUUAGUUAUAUACUACAUAGGUCCAAACUUUUUGUGUUUUCAGCUCUUCUAACUUUCAAUUUGGAGAAUAAUACUCAAACUUUCACAGUUGAAAGACCUUUUUGUGUAAACGAUUGUUAAAAACAAUUUAAAUUGGGACCAGUUUUAAGUGAAUUAUGAUCCUUUGUCUUUUUGUCCACAAUAGAAUAUAUAGUUGCUUUGUUUUUUUCAAAGCAUGUGUUGUGUAGUGUAUAGUUCUAGUUUUCACUGAUUCUAGCCAUUGUGUUCAAGACUUCAAAUACAUUCAAGAAAUAAACACUGGACACAGAAAGGAACAUUAUUUGUCAUUUAAAAGAGUUUCAUUCUGUAUUAUACCAUCAACUGUUUUCUGAAAUGUGUGAACUGUUCUUAAUUUCAUGAAAUUUAAUUAUUAUAAUGGCAAAUAUUGUAAUUGUGUUUGUAAUAUCUCACAAUAGAUAUAUCAAUGUCGAGAAAGCUCAUGUUUAUGCCCUUUGUGAAAUUGCUGUAUUUGCUUGUAUUUUGUCUCUCUUUAAAGUUAUAUAUUCACAUGCUUGGCUUAAGUAUAUUCCAUUUGACUUCAUAGACUAAGCGGUGACAUUUAUGUUAAUUUCAAGAAGAAACUGUGUUAGAUAUUCUUAAUGGUUUAUGAGAAACACAUCUCAAAAAGGUUGUCAGAUCAUUGUUAGCUGAUUUUUCUGUUUGCCAUUUUAUGUGGUGAUAUUGUAUGUUGACAGCAUUUGUAAUACAUUUUGAUCAUUCCACUUGUGAAUGUGACAAUUUGUUGCUGUUUUAAUUCUUUGAAGUGAUCAAGUGCAAAGGUCUUGUUAUUUGUUAGCAACAUUCCAUGUAUUGGGCAUGUGCUAAAUGUAAUUGAGAGAUUAUUAUGCCUUCUGGUGAAGCUUGUAUUGUUAUUGGAAUAAAACACUGUUGCCAUGUAA
Messenger RNA from Dreissena polymorpha, 4362 nucleotides. Its product is annotated as tripartite motif-containing protein 2-like. NCBI's taxonomy places the organism in Eukaryota, Metazoa, Mollusca, Bivalvia, Myida, Dreissenidae. Gene Ontology annotation, molecular function: ubiquitin protein ligase activity; protein binding; zinc ion binding. The record is from RefSeq and is a predicted model, not a curated record. The transcript has 5 exons. Gene Ontology annotation, biological process: protein polyubiquitination; proteasome-mediated ubiquitin-dependent protein catabolic process; negative regulation of translation. The coding region runs from base 700 to 2988 and encodes 762 amino acids.